Bipolaris oryzae ATCC 44560 is the source of this 900-nucleotide messenger RNA. RefSeq lists its product as uncharacterized. Gene Ontology annotation, cellular component: plasma membrane. NCBI's taxonomy places the organism in Eukaryota, Fungi, Ascomycota, Dothideomycetes, Pleosporales, Pleosporaceae. Gene Ontology annotation, biological process: transmembrane transport. The record is from RefSeq and is a predicted model, not a curated record. The transcript has 4 exons. Gene Ontology annotation, molecular function: water channel activity. The coding region runs from base 1 to 900 and encodes 299 amino acids.
AUGGCCGACGUUGAAGCUUCUCCCGUGCAUACUGGGAUGCGUCAGAGGAAAAAGCCAAAAAAGAAUCUAGCUAUAGCUUCAAGACCGUUUGCUGGGAGAAUUGGCGGCAACCAAGAGUUUACCGUACCAGCAGAUGACGCCUCUACCAACCUACUUCCAGACGCAGCAGCAGUAUUUUCAUGGCGCCAGUCGUUUUCUUCCCGCGCAUUUGCGGACAUAGAGCUAUGGAAAGAAUCAUUCAUCGAAGGUGUAGGAACAUGUCUGCAAACCUACCUCUCCGGUCUCGCUUCCGUUGGUCUUGGUUCUCUCGUUACAGCGACGGCGUUGGGACCUGUUGCGCCAGCUGCGUUUGGGAGCAUUGUGACUGGGACGCUGAUCGCGCUCUUCAUUUUUGGGGCUGGGCCGGUAUCUGGAGCGCAUUUCAACCCGACGAUUUCCAUGGCGACUUUUACAGCGGGGCUUUCCAUCUUUCCUAGGACGCUGCUGUAUAUUGUGUUCCAGAGCGCUGGAGCUGUGGUGGCUGGCGCUCUGCUCCGGGCGAGCUUGGGGAUGAGACCGCAUGAUAUUCCGCCUAUACCGGGAUGCUACAUUAACACUGAUCUCGUCACGCCAGGCGAAGCAUAUGUUUUGGAGACCAUGACAUCGUUUGGAUUGAUAUUCGUUGCAUUUGGAGUGGGUCUUGAUCCCAGGCAGAGAGAAGUCUUUGGGCCAGCUUUGUCGCCAAUCCUGGUUGGUCUGACACAGACUGUGUGUACAUUCGUCUCAUCAAUAGUACGGCCUGGAUAUAGUGGAGCUUAUCGCUUUGAUUAUCAUUACAUUCAUUGGGUAGGACCAAUGACGACGGCGAUAAUGAAUGGGGUAUUGUAUUGGGUGAUUCCGAUAUACAAGUCUAAGGAGUAG